Molecule: messenger RNA, 2216 nt
Organism: Durio zibethinus
Lineage: Eukaryota; Viridiplantae; Streptophyta; Magnoliopsida; Malvales; Malvaceae
Source: RefSeq, a predicted model, not a curated record
UUUAGGAAAAAUGCUGAGACGCCGCGACCUAACCUUCUCUGAAAUUCACGCACACUGUCUCUCUUACUCAGUUACUCACUCAAUCUACACCGCUGAAGCACUUUCUUAUUUACGAAAUUAGUAAUCAUAGAAAUCUGUGGGGUGUAAUAAAAAUCCCAUACUUACCCCUUUCUCCCGUCGAUCGAUCUCGCUGCGACUUGGAGAAGAAACUGAGAAAUUUCCAAAGGCAGCAGAUUACUUAAACCGGAAAUUGGACGUCAUGUCACUGGGAGAAACGGUACCCCGGUCACCUUUAGACAAGCCCCUCAACCAACUCACUGAGGAUGACAUUUCUCAGGUCACUCGCGAAGAUUGCCGCCGUUACCUCAAAGAAAAAGGUUUCUCUCUGCAUUUUUUUUUGGUGGAUGCGGAGACCAUCGUGGAACAAAUCGCAAGCGAUUCAGCAGGUAAUCUCGCUGAAAACUCUUCUCGAAACGACAUCGGAUUGGGACGCCGUCGAAGCUCGCAAGAAACUUUACACUCCUUGCCCCGAAAACCCUCCUCGUGUCGCUUCUGAUUCAACCGUUCUGCCGAACGGAACGACACAUCAUGACGGGAGCUCUGUUCCAGUCAGCAAAUCUGUUCCUUCUCCCCGUCUAGAUCCCUCGAAAUCCGAUUUUUCAGGAGACAACGCCGGUCGAACUGUCAUCUCUGGAGAUGACUCUGUUUCUCCAAGAACUGCAGAUUUAGCAAAAGAGCCAGCAGGACAAAUGACAAUUUUUUACUGUGGGAAAGUGAAUGUCUAUGAUGAUAUGCCUGGUUGUAAGGCGGAAACAAUCUUGCAGAUUGCUGCAAGCCCAGUCUCAUUGCCUUGGGAAACUCUAGCUGAUCAGAGGACCACACCAUGGUCCAUUCCAUGCCAUUUACAGACUGCAGGUGUCAAAAUAAGCCCAUGCUGGCCAAUGGUUAUAUUGCCAUCACUGCAAACAGUAAAGGCGGCAGAAAACUGUCAGUUUCCUCGAGAAGAGAGCAAUGUAUCUCUUGAAGACAGCCAUGAUGGUCCUACUACCAGAAAAGCAUUGGUGCAAAGAUAUCUUGAGAAGAGGAAAGACAGGUAUAAGAACAAGAGAAAGUUGGCAUCGUCUUCAUCUCCUACCUUGGACAUCUACUUAAAUCAAGUGGGAGAUAAGUUCUCAAAUGAGCAGUUGAAACAAAGUAAACCUCAUUCUUCUUCCCGAGCACAAGAACCUUACACGCCUCUUCAGUGCAGCUCCAUUGAAAAUUUUCCAAAGAUUGCCAUUCUCACUACUCAUUCUGAUGCCAAAGGUGAAAUGAUUUAUCUCUUUCAUACCUUGCUUGUCUUUAUGUGAUAUUGGGGUUUAAAACUAGGAAAUCCAGGACAAAUUUGAUAUGAUUAUUAAUGUUCUCCCAUACACAUUUUAGAAGUGCAUGUACCCAGCCCAAAUUUCAUCAUCGUACUGCCUAUGUUACUAUCUAGCCGAAGUAUGUUAGAUAGUUACCUAUCAUGAUUUUUUGUUUUGGUUCUUACAGCAGGAAACAAAGCCUGCUUGUGGCAUCUCUUAUCGGAACAGUUUUCCUCGGGCUUUUAUCAUGAGUCUUAAAUUAGUUCCACUAGUUCAGCCGUAUAUAAACUUUCCUGUUAGUUCCAACAUAUUUCAACUGCCUGAACUAAUGAUUAGCAGAAAUGCAACAUAUUUAUACUGUCAACUGGCCCAAUUUAAAGGACUGCUGUUACUAGGGCAAAGUAAAUGAGAUGUGAUUGCCUUAUUGCAGAUGCAUUCAAAAUGAGCUUGGAUCAGCCAUGAAUUUGGUGGCUAGGGACUAAGCACGGAGCCCUUAUCAAAUAUCCGGGUUAACCAUGUUGACAUGGAUGGAGUGCUCACGGUGUAGUUUUCCUUGUAAGAGUUGGUAGCAUAAUAUUUAACCUGUUGUAUUCGUUGUUGUAUUCGUUAUGGCCAUUAUCACUAAGCUAAAUGAGGAAUGCAGUUCAGCGUUGCUGAUCUAUAUUUUUCUCGGUACGGUUUCAUUGAGUGAUUUGCAGUAAGCUAUAUGACCAUAUGGCAAUUGAAAGAGAAGAGUUAACUUCUGUUUUCCCAUGGUCAUUUUAAGCACUAAGGCUUUUCUAGCUAGUAGCAAUCCUUGUUAUGAUUUUUUUGUCUUAAAAAUCAUAUGAUUGAGCAAAAGUUUAUUAUUAUGGGUCAUUUCCAGACAAGGCA